AUGGCUCAAGAAGCAGAGGAGACUAUGGCAACACCCAGCAGCGGCCUGGACAUUCGAUCCAAGUCGCCUCGAUCGUUGCAGUCUAGGAAUACCAAGAACUUAUCUUUGAGUAUACAGGAAAGCAUUACGUCCUCUGUAACAGAUUUUCAGGACGCUCAGGGUUGUGUACCAAGUGUUGUUACUAAGCCGAUAGCGAUAGACCGUGAAAUGACGAAGAAUGGUACAGCAGAUCAGCAAUUGCAAUCUAGGCGGACUGAGGCAUCCAUUUAUGCCCUUCCUACAGGAGCCAGGUCCGGCUCUACCUCGCCGAUUUACAGCCCGAGCGGACUGCGGUCGCCAGAUAAUGGCGUUGCGCCAGGGGAUAAAGUAGGCCGGGCUCACUCUUUGUCUCUGUCGGUCAAGACGAAAGAGCUGGGGUCGAGCUUGCUGCCGGGGGAACGCGUGAAGACCAUGUAUUCGGUAUUCGAGACCUCUACGCCUAAAUCGAAUCACUUCGGUUCAAAAGAUGGAAGAUCGUGGCCAACUGGAGUAGAUCGGGGCACUAGCGACGUGACUUUGUCAUAUCCAGAAGCCAUAAAGGGGGACGCGUAUCCUUCAGGGCCAUUAAUGGUUAUACCGCCAAACGUGUACCUUUACUCGGAGCCAAAGUUAGAGGAGAUCCUGGACUUUGACGUAGUCAUCAACGUGGCGAAGGAGGUCCCCAAUAUGAAGCAACUAGUGCCCGGGACAAAAUCUAUCUCCUACCACCAUGUCGAGUGGAGCCACAACAGUAAGAUAUCGACAGACUUGGACUAUCUGACAGAUCUCAUACACAAGGCUUCCGCGACGAGCAAGAAGGUGCUUAUACAUUGUCAAUGCGGCGUUUCUCGUUCUGCAUCCCUGGUAGUGGCAUACAUCAUGAGGUAUCACAACCUGGGCUUAAAUGAUGCAUAUAACCAUGUGAAAGGCAUCGCCAAGGAUAUCAGCCCGAACAUGAGCCUGAUUUUUCAGCUCAUGGAAUGGAACGAGCUUCGCAACAAGACACCGAGGCAGCCGGAAGAGGCUGAGACUCGGGAUAUGUCUACCUCAUCGACUUCGCCUACCAAUGACCUCACCAUCGUUUCGCCAGAGUCGACGCCCAGGACACCUGGAGAAUUCUUCAACAAGGUCUCAACAGCGUCCUCUUCGUCUACCGCAUCUACAAGCAGCACCAUAAUCGUUAGCCAGAAUCAGUCGAAGCCAGUCGCCCUGUCGCCAGGUCUAGGUAAUUAUCUGUCGACCGACAUAUCCGCUCCAUCUCCUACAGACAACUUUUGGAGUAGGUUUGAUGCUGUCUAG
Torulaspora globosa is the source of this 1317-nucleotide messenger RNA. Its product is annotated as dual specificity protein phosphatase family protein. The transcript has a single exon. The coding region runs from base 1 to 1317 and encodes 438 amino acids. Lineage: Eukaryota; Fungi; Ascomycota; Saccharomycetes; Saccharomycetales; Saccharomycetaceae. The record is from RefSeq and is a predicted model, not a curated record. Gene Ontology annotation, molecular function: protein tyrosine/threonine phosphatase activity; MAP kinase tyrosine/serine/threonine phosphatase activity. Gene Ontology annotation, cellular component: nucleus; cytosol; cytoplasm. Gene Ontology annotation, biological process: protein dephosphorylation; negative regulation of MAPK cascade.